GUUCACUCAAAUUCGUUUUUGUUUUGCACAAAAAUUUAAAUAAAUAUUAGGUACAUAUUAACACAUAUUGGUCAAUUUCAAUUUUAUUUUUUAUAUUUAUCUUAAUAUUGUUGAUAGAAAGAUUCAUUUGGCAAUGGACGAUAAUCCUUUAGCAGGCACAGCUCAUUUGUUGGACGAAAUUGACAAAAAACUGAUGAUUCUCUUGCGAGACGGUCGUACUCUGAUAGGUUACUUAAGAAGCUGUGAUCAGUUUGCUAAUUUAGUGCUUCACAAUACGAUUGAAAGAAUUCACGUCGAUCAAGAAUACGGAGAUAUUCCGAGAGGUACGAUGAUCAUAAGAGGUGAAAAUGUAGUGUUGCUUGGGGAGAUUGACAAUGAGAAAGAAUCAAAACUACCUUUGAAAGAAAUCUCAGUCGAAGAAAUUUUGGAUGCUCAAAGGAGAGAACAAGAAACGAGGUAUGAGAAAAACAAACUUAUGAGUAAAGCUCUCAAGGAACGUGGACUAACGAGUUCUAGCACAAAUGAACUGGUACAGGAAAAUUUUAAUAUGUAAGCUUUUCCAAAGCAUGUUUAUUGAAAAUUUCAUGUGUGUUGUUUUUAUCAACAUCAAAUAUAAUUAAAUAUAAUUUUACAA
Messenger RNA from Culicoides brevitarsis, 634 nucleotides. It is a transcript of the gene LSm1, whose product is annotated as U6 snRNA-associated Sm-like protein LSm1. The coding region runs from base 134 to 553 and encodes 139 amino acids. Gene Ontology annotation, biological process: deadenylation-dependent decapping of nuclear-transcribed mRNA. NCBI's taxonomy places the organism in Eukaryota, Metazoa, Arthropoda, Insecta, Diptera, Ceratopogonidae. Gene Ontology annotation, cellular component: Lsm1-7-Pat1 complex; P-body. The record is from RefSeq and is a predicted model, not a curated record. Gene Ontology annotation, molecular function: RNA cap binding. The transcript has 3 exons.